Phytophthora infestans T30-4 is the source of this 1647-nucleotide messenger RNA. Its product is annotated as calcineurin-like phosphoesterase, putative. The coding region runs from base 1 to 1647 and encodes 548 amino acids. NCBI's taxonomy places the organism in Eukaryota, Oomycota, Peronosporomycetes, Peronosporales, Peronosporaceae. The record is from RefSeq and is a predicted model, not a curated record. The transcript is spliced from 2 exons. Gene Ontology annotation, molecular function: hydrolase activity.
AUGCGGGUAGUGUGCGUCUCAGACACACACGGGCUACAUGAGGACGCAGUAGCCAUCCCGGAUGGCGACGUGUUCGUCCAUGCAGGCGACUUCACUGACACGGGCGAGCGCAGCGAAGUGGUGGCCUUUAACGAGUUCUUAGGCCGCUUACCUCACCGCUACAAACUGGUCAUUGCGGGAAACCACGAGUCGUCCUUCGAUCGCGCCUUCUACCCCGAGUAUUGGCACCAAUACGGCCACAGACAAAAGUAUGAUCCGGAAGAGGUGCGUGCACUACUCACCAACGCACUGUACCUCGAAGACCAAGCUGUUCUUAUCGAAGGGUUCGUCUUCUACGGGACCCCAUGGCAACCAGAGUUCUGCAAUUGGGCCUUUAAUCUACCACGAGGUGGCGCUUUACUUAAGAAAUGGAGGUACAUUCCUACCGACACAGACGUGCUCAUCACACACACGCCACCCAUGGGACAUGGAGAUCUCGUCGGCUAUCAACGUGUGGGAUGCGCUGAUCUCCUACGAGAAGUGGAGAGUCGAGUGCGACCCAAACUGCACGUCUUCGGUCACGUACAUGAAGGCUACGGCCGCAGUGCCAGCCCAGAUGGAGCCAUCACGUACUUUAACGCCUCCAUAUGUACCCACAACUACGAGCCUGUUAACGCUCCCUUCGUCUUUGAACUAACAGGUCCACCCAAGCGAGGUUGGCCGACACGGACGUUGCCAUUAGCGACGCCAUCGUCGACUGGCGGGGGCAUACAUCGUAGUCUCAGUACUAAUGAUGUGAGUAGUAUCAGUAGUUUAUCCACUACGGAAGACGAGGAUGUCGACAUGGACGCCGGUUUCCCGACCGAAGCGGAGCCACGGGACUACGAUUUGAUGCUGCACGAGUGGCUGCGGUUAUGCUCGCACAAGCCUCCUUUUAUUGAGAAGAAACUGGUGGAGGUGGAGACGUGUGAGGUUCAUACGAAGGGCAAAUUACGCGAGUUCCGUGUGGACGGCACGACGUCGGGUUUGUUGUUCGAGAGCACGUUAAAGUUGCGUCCUGUGACGAACGUGCAGAAACGUGCUCUACGGUAUCUCUUCUCGCAAGGAUAUCGUAGUAAUUCGGAGAAUUAUAAGGCUGAGGCUGGUGGUGAAGGUGAGGAAGAGAAGAGUCUGGACGAUGCCACGAGUAUGGACGUUGAUAGUGAGGACAACAAGCCGACACGGGAGCGUCGGAACUACGGCAUCUCUCGGCGUGUGACGGUCGCUGUACUGGACGAUAUUAACGAGAUUAAAGAGGGAAUGGACGAUCGGGAUCGAGAGCAUGUGCAGCACGCUCGAGUAGCUGCAGCUGCUCUUGGAAAGGAAACUGCCCUGGAUACAGCAGGUGAAGGUGCGACGUCGAGACGUCCACGACGCAAUAAAACGUUGCAGCGACGAUCAGCAGUACCGAAGCUAGCGUCACUCACGGAGGAGCCUGAAGAGAAUAUUAUUGAGUGUGCAUUGUGCAAGUACAAAGUUCCCGGCCAUGUUCAUCCCGGAGCUCAACCUGCGCCACCAGCUCCAGUUGUUGAGGUGCCAAAGGAAGAAAAACGAGAAGAAAAGAAACCAAAUGAGACGCGCCCACGAACUGACAACCCACCACCCAAGCGCUUGUCGUCCUGGUUUUAA